CACACACACACACACACACACACACACACACACGCACACGCACACGCACACACACACACACGCGCACACACACACACACACACACACACACACACACACACACACACACACACACACACACACACACACACACACAAACAAACACACGCGCACACGCACGCGCACACACACACGCACACACAAACACACGCGCACACGCACACGCACACACAAGCACACACACACACACGCACACGCACACACACUAGCACUGUAGAAUAAUACAUGGGAAACUGUGUCUGGUAAUUUCCAGAACCAAGCAUUUAUUAAUUUUGUUUGUAGGUUUAAAAAAUGUAUUUUCCUGAAUGCAGCUUUUAAAAAAAGCUUCUCUCUCUUGACCAAAAUUGAGACAAUGUCACUCUAUCAGGGAUGGGAAACUGUAAUGGGGGGCCACAAAGAAAUCGGAACUCAUUAUGAGGGGCCGUAAUGGUUCAUGGGCCUGCAUACCCACAUCCAUACCCACACAUGCAAUCAGAGCCAGCCCUCUCCUUUUGGGGGCCCUAAGUGAAAUUUUGAUGACCCCCCCCCUCUUAGCGGCACCCUUCUUUGACAAUGGAGAGAGAGAAUGUAUGUUUUAGUUUAUUUCCUGUAAUUCUAUACAUUUUGCAGUUUUAAAGCAAGUUUGCUGCAAUUCUACACAUUUUGCCAUGGGGCAGAGAGAACAUGUUUCAGUUUUACAACUAAUUCCCUGCAAUUCUACACAUUUUGCCAUAGGGUGGAGAUAAAUGUCUGCAGUUUUUAAUAUGAUAUCUGAGUGAGAGUAAUUAACCAAAUCAACGGAGGCCCCCCUGGUCAGUAAUUCGACCAUGAUUACUACAAAUUUAGAUAGCUGGCUAGACUAAUUUACCAAUCGACAUUUAUUUUUUUAGCUGACUGGGUUAAUUGAGUGGCUGUCAGUGACUUACAUAACUGCUGAUGCACAACCAACAUUUAGAAAUGACACCUUGGUGCAUUCUACAAUUCUACCUAGUAACAGUAAAUUGAGACCCCGACUGAGUUCCCUGGAGGGGGUUCUAUAUGAUGUCACUCUUAUGUCUUGUGUGUCUGCAAACGAACAAAAGAAGAAUCACAAAAUGCAUCUAACUGUAGAUAUCAAAAUUGUUUCUCUUUUUAAUACAUGUUCUAAGAAAAUAACAUAUUGUUGAAGUGAAUGGUUGUAUAAAAAAAAAAGCUCAAGCUCUUACAUUUUCCAUAAAGUGAAGAAGAGAAAUCUCCGUCCACACAUUUUAAGAGACCCUCCUCUUGUUUGCAGAAAAAAAAUGUAGCUGUUUGUAAAAGCUAAUUUCCACACAAUGCUACGGAUUUUGCCAUACCGUGUUCUUGUGCUAUCUGGGCAAACAUAACCAAAUCAAUGGGGGCCCCCAUACCAAGACAUCUUGGGAAUUUUAAAAUCUCCUGUUUUCUUUUGGAGUGGCGGCAAGUGAAUGGGGAAAAAAGGGGAACACUGCUAAUGUGUGUUUACACAGGCAGCCUCAUUCUGAUCUUUUUUUUUUUACACAUAUUGGUCUUUUGACCAAUCAGAUCAGGUAUUUUGCCAAUAAUUGGUCUUUUGACCAAUCAGAUCAGGUAUUUUGCCAAUAAUUGGUCUUUUGACCAAUCAGAUCAGGUAUUUUGCCAAUAAUUGGUCUUUUGACCAAUCAGAUCAGGUAUUUUGCCAAUAAUUGGUCAAAAGAUCAGAAUUGGGCUGCCUGUGUAAACUAAGUAGUCUCAGGAAGGAUUUGUAUGUUUCUUAUUUUUUUUAUUUUUUUUACUAUAGUCUGGUUAAGAUACGUGGCACGUUCACACAAUGUCUGAUGUGUAUUUGAAUGUACUAGUGAGUCCAGGGGUGUAUUCACUAGGAUCUAAAAGGAAGGGAACGUGUAGGGACCCACCCAUCUGAAUCUGUCCAAUAGAAACUCUUGUUUCCGUUGUAAAACCUGGUGUGUGUUACUUAAUGAAUACACCUCUGGUGGGGUUGGGGUCAAUCCAGGAAGUGGACUGAAAUUCCAAAUCAAAUUUUACUCAAAUGUGAGACAAAUGUGGAAUUGAAAUGGGAAUUGACCCCCAACCCUGACGUACGAAUGAUUUGAAAAAACUUGAUGGUCACAUUAAAUUACAUGUAAGCUGCCCACUCACUGCAUUAUAUGUACACAAUGGAUCACAAACUUCUGUGGCCAUCUUUGUCUUUGAAAUGUACAGAAAUACAUGACAAGCUUUCAAAUCAUAACGUUCAUCAGUUUUGUCAGUGGAAGAAAGCAGUAACUUGUGUAUAAGGGCAUGGUGUUGCUUUUGGUAUGUGGUCACUGAAGACCGAAGAAGCAAUGUGAAGAAUGCUGUAGGUAUAUGGAAUACUGCAUCCUGAUUACUAAACUAAACACAUCUGUUCUGAUUCGGAAUGGUUGAUAUGAUUCUGCUUCUAUUAAACACAUCUGUUCUGAUUCGGAAUGGCUGAUAUGAUUCUGGUUCUAGAAAACACAACUGUUCUGAUUCGGAAUGGCUGAUAUGAUUCUGGUUCUAGAAAACAACUGUUCUGAUUCGGAAUGGCUGAUAUGAUUCUGGUUCUAGAAAACAACUGUUCUGAUUCUGAAUGGCUGAUAUGAUUCUGGUUCUAGAAAACAACUGUUCUGAAUCGGAAUGGCUGAUAUGAUUCUGAUUCUAGAAAACAACUGUUCUGAUUCGGAAUGGCUGAUAUGAUUCUGGUUCUAGAAAACAACUGUUCUGAUUCUGAAUGGCUGAUAUGAUUCUGGUUCUAGAAAACAACUGUUCUGAAUCGGAAUGGCUGAUAUGAUUCUGAUUCUAGAAAACAACUGUUCUGAUUCUGAAUGGCUGAUAUGAUUCUGGUUCUAGAAAACAACUGUUCUGAUUCUGAAUGGCUGAUAUGAUUCUGGUUCUAGAAAACAACUGUUCUGAUUCGGAAUGGCUGAUAUGAUUCUGGUUCUAGAAAACAACUGUUCUGAUUCGGAAUGGCUGAUAUGAUUCUGAUUCGGAAUGGCUGAUAUGAUUCUGAUUCGGAAUGGCUGAUAUGAUUCUGAUUCGGAAUGGCUGAUAUGAUUCUGAUUCGGAAUGGCUGAUAUGAUUCUGAUUCGGAAUGGCUGAUAUGAUUCUGUUAAACCCUGAUGAUGAAAGAACAGUGUAGCACAGACAUGAUUUCUCUUCACCUGUUUGUUUACUCAGCAACUUAAUUUUAAUCAUAUUUAUUCCAGUGCAUGUUAUGGGUUUAAGAUCAAAGUUGAACAUUUUGGAAAUGUAUGUUUAAUUGAAUUGUGGACAAACUCUUGUGUAUCACAACAUUUUGUUUUGUUCUACCAACUAAUCGGAACAUCUCUGAAAUACUAAUUUCAUUUUAAGUGACCCUUUAUUUCUGGAUUCUGACUAAUAACAUUAUAGAUAUUGUUCGACUUUCAAGUGAGACAUGGCAUUGGUAGCCCGAGCUACACACAGUCUCGUCCAGGGGCCAAAGAUGUCUUUCCUGUUCUCCUUUCAACAGGAAAAAUGUAGUGUUUCAUUUUGACAAGUUGUGGAAGUAGGCAGAACACACACACACACACGGACCCCGUUGACUGGAUAGAAAAUAUGUCUCAUGCCGAGUGUGGCAGCACACGAUUUGCGGAAGUGAGGUGCCCCACUUCUGUAGCAGAGGAGCGAGCAGCACGAUGAGACGCCAGUAGCCUCCCGCCGUAGCAUGGCCGCGUCACGUUCCUCGCGCGUCACAAGGUCAUCGGUCGGGCUCAAUGGAUUGGACGAGAACUUCUGUGGCCGAACCCUCAGGAAUCGCAGUAUCGCCCAGCCGGAGGAGUGUCAGGGGUCACCUCUCCCCGGCAGCAGGGCCCCACGCUCUCCCAAGAAGAGACAAGAUGACCAGGCCGGGGCCUCAGAGAAGCCUGGGGGUCACCAGGGAAAGGUAGCCCACCACAAGGCCACCUCAGUGGAUGGGGAGACAUGGGCAAGCCCCAGGAAGAGGGUCCUGUCCUGCUCAGAGAGAGAGGGGGUUGGGGGUUCGGAGAAGGCUGAGAACUGUGAAGGGAGGGGGAAGGAGACGUCAGGUGCUGUGGGGAGGGAUGCCUCGCCGCUCCUCAAAAGGGCCAAACGGUGCUUCCGCUCUGGGGAGUCGCAUGGAUCCAAGGAUGACCUCCCGUCUGCUCCCCCCAUGCCCGUCAUCCCCUGCGCCCCCUUAACGACUGUCAAGGAGAACAGUGAAGGGGGUGACCUGCUCAGACAAAACUCCACCGCAGCCUCACCUUCCUCUUCUUCACCUGACCUCAACAAGGAGGAAGGAGAGGAGGAGGAGGAGGAUGACGGCCAUGUUCAGCAGCUCCCGAACUCCAACUCCCAUAAGUCCUGUAUCGGGCUGGGGCAGACCAGCAGUAGCCCUGAUGCUCAGACAAACUCCCUGUGUCUCAGCGCUGCCUCCAACACCACCUGUCCAGGUCCCGGUCCAGCACUGCUCAACGGCAGCCAGAGGGGGGCGCCCUGCCCUUCGCCCCCAGACCCCAUAGUGCCUUGUAGAAACUAUGAUCCUGGGCAGCAGGAAGGGGGUAAAGACUCUGAUCCUGGGCAGGAGGAGGGGGGUAAAGACACUGAUCCUGGGCAGGAGGAAGGGGGUAAAGACACUGAUCCUGGGCAGGAGGAGGGGGGUAAAGGCUCUGAUCCUGGGCAGGAGGAAGGGGGUAAAGACUCUGAUCCUGGGCAGGAGGAGGGGGGUAAAGACUCUGAUCCUGGGCAGGAGGAAGAGUGUAAAGGCUCUGAUCCUGGUCAGGAGGAAGGGGGUAAAGACUCUGAUCCUGGGCAGGAGGAAGGUGGUAAAGACUCUGAUCCUGGGCAGGAGGAAGGUAAAGACUCUGAUCCUGGGCAGGAGGAAGGGGGUAAAGACUCUGAUCCUGGGCAGGAGGAGGGGGGUAAAGACUCUGAUCCUGGGCAGGAGGAGGGUAAAGACUCUGAUCCUGGGCAGGAGGAGGGGGGUAAAGACUCUGAUCCUGGGCAGGAAGAAGGGGGUAAAGACUCUGAUCCUGGGCAGGAGGAGGAGGGUAAAGACUCUGAUCCUGGGCAGGAGGAGGGUAAAGACUCUGAUCCUGGGCAGGAGGAGGGGGGUAAAGACUCUGAUCCUGGGCAGGAGGAAGGGGGUAAAGACUCUGAUCCUGGGCAGGAGGAGGGGGGUAAAGACUCUGAUCCUGGGCAGGAGGAAGGGGGUAAAGACUCUGAUCCUGGGCAGGAGGAGGGGGGUAAAGACUCUGAUCCUGGGCAGGAGGAAGAGUGUAAAGACUCUGAUCCUGGGCAGGAGGAAGAGUGUAAAGACUCUGAUCCUGGGCAGGAGGAAGAGGGUGAAGUCUCUGAUCCUGGGCAGGAGGAGGAGGGUAAAGACUCUGAUCCUGGGCAGGAGGAAGGGGGUAAAGACUCUGAUCCUGGGCAGGAGGAAGGGGGUAAAGACUCUGAUCCUGGGCAGGGGGAAGAGUGUAAAGACUCAGGGGAGUGUCCUGCUCCUCUUCUGGCCUCCUUUGAGGAGGACUCCUCUACUCCCCACCUGUCUGUCAGAGAGGAGGAGGUGGAUGUGGUGGGGUACUCAGUGUGUCGGGAGGAAGUGGUGACAGCGACCGAGGAGGAGGUGGAAGUGACACCGACUGAGGAGGAGGAGGAGAGUUGCGGCGGGGGAAUUAACGGAUGGUCGUUCACGCCGCUGGUGGUCCAGAACACUGUUGCCACCAGCAUCAUCAUCAACAACAAUAUCAUCAACAACAACAACGUCAACAACAAUAACUCAGGAGAAUUCACGAUGCCACUGCUAGCCCCCCCAACACGCUCAGACCCACCCUGCACCCCCUCUAUCUCCAGCACCUCGCCCCCCUCCUUCACAGAGCCCCACGAACACAGGUACACCCUGAGGACUUCGCCCCGUAGGGCGGCCUGCGGCGGGGGCAAGGCUGUGGCCCCCUGCUCCUCUCCCAGGGACCCUCUGAGGGAGGGGGUGGAGGCGGGGAGAGAGCUGGUCGCUACUCCUACCCUCUCCUCAUGCUCCAGUAUCCAGGCUAGGGAGGGGUCUCUCCUGUCUCCCCUGUCUGUCCCCAUGGAACAGGGGAACGGCUGGGCCAGAAGGGACAGCGUAGAAUGGGACAGUACGGGCCAUGGGGAGCUCUGUGAGACCAGUGGAGGCCUAGAGGAGGUUCCAGGAGGUCAACAGGAGGACGACCCAGAUGUGUAUUACUUUGAGUCAGAUCACCUGACCCUCAAACAUAACAAAGAUUACCAGAGGUUACUCCAGACUGUAGGUGUGUUGGAGGCCCAGAGAACUCAGAGUAUACGGGACUUGGAGCGUCUGGCCAGACAGCAGAGAGAAGCUCUCCGAGACCCCGUCAGCUUUGUGGAGCAGCUGCAGAAACAGGUGGAGUUGGACCUGCCGCGUCCCCAGAGAGUGGUUCAGCUGCCAGACGUCUCAUGGGACCAGUACACGUCAGGACUGGGAGACUUCGAGAGGGAGUUCUGUGACAAGAAACGCACAACCAGGAGGCUCAAACUCAUAUUCGAUAAGGUUAGGUCACCAGAUGGACCAAAAAGCCCUCUGGAUCCCAAGAAGGAGGAGGGUGAACCAUCAACCCUGUACUCUGCUCUGCCCUCUAGUGGCGAUCUUGAGAACAGCAACAACUCACAGAGGAUCCGAGGGCGGCUGUGUUACCAGAGUAAACCUGACUCCUUCAACCAGCUGUGGACCGUGGAGGAACAGAAACAGUUGGAGCAUCUGCUGCUGAAGUUCUCUCCUGAGGAGGUGGAGUCUAAACGCUGGCAGAAGAUAGCUGACGCCCUGGGCAACAGGACCGCUAAACAGGUGGCCAGCCGUGUUCAGAAGUACUUCAUCAAACUGACUAAAGCAGGAAUCUCUGUUCCUGGGAGGACCCCUAACAUGUGCAUCUACAGCAAGAAGGUGUCCAAUAAGAGGCAGCACCACCUGAACAAGCACCUGUACCGACCGUCUACCUUCCUGACCUCAUAUGAGCCUCCCGUCUUUAUGGAAGAAGAGGAUGAGAGAGCGGCCUACUACAGCUCCCUGCAGGACCCCGAUGGGGACGACACGGAUGAGGAGGGUGUACCUGUGGAGUUGAGACACCUGCCGGAGUACAAGGAGCUUCUGGAGCUGAAGAGAAUGAAGAAACACAAACUGCAGGAGAUCCAGGCUGAGAGUAGCAUGGCCCUGCACCAUGGAUACAAGUGUGACGUGUGUGGUGUGGAGCCCAUCCAGGGCAUGCGGUGGCAUUGUCAGGACUGUCCCUCAGACAACGCUGUGGACUUCUGUUCCAACUGCUCCGACUGCCUGUACAAGACAGAGAGCCACCUGCCCAGCCACCAUCUGGAGCCUGUCCAUCACCAUGAGACCUUCCUAGACAGGGACUACUGUCUGACUCAGACCCCUGGAUAUAACUACCUGGAUCCCAACUACUACCCUGCUAACAGAUAACAGCAUGGGCCCUAAUCUCAGCCCUGGGCCACAGCUACAGACUCAGAGCCUCCUGGUCCAGCAUCUGGGGCCACAGCUACAGACUCCGAGCCUCCUGGUCCAGCAUCUGGGGCCACAGCUACAGACUCCUAGCCUCCUGAUCCAGCAUCUGGGCCACAGCUACAGACUCCUAGCCUCCUGAUCCAGCAUCUGGGCCACAGCUACAGACUCCUAGCCUCCUGGGCCACAGCUACAGACCCCUAGCCUCCUGGGCCAGCACCUGGGCCACACCUCACCCCACUAGCCCAGCAGGAUGGCAGGCAUUGGGUCUCUGACGGCAGGCUGUGGUGGUGUGGGGGGGGUUUACUGUAACGACCAAACAAAGGAACAUAAUGGAAAUAUAAAAAACACUAUUUAAAAUUAAAAUUUUAAAAAACUGAAAAAGGCACACCGACAUUCCCGAGUGCCGAGACAGAAGAGGGUCCUCCCUCCUCUCCUCUCUUCUUCUCUUCUCCUCUCCUCCUCCUCUUCUUCUCCUCUCUCCUCCUUCUCUUCUUCUUCUCCACCUCCCUCCUCUUCUCCUCCCUCUUCUCCUGCUCUCCUCCCUCCUCUUCUCCUCCCUCCUCCUACUCCUCUCCUCCACCUGGUUUAGUGGGCCUACUACUAUUCAGGGUUGUGUUCACCUAACAGAAGAUAACAGACAAACGGGCAGGGACUACCUGACCUUUUUCCUUUUCUAUUGCAAAACAUUUUUUCUACGUUUUGAACUAAUGAAUAUGACCCUGACACUGGUGUGUGGUGAUGGUAGUGUGGUGGUAUCAAUGUUAUGUUGAUGAGAGGGAAUAUGUUCCUAGAUGGGUAGAUAUCUGUGUUUGAGUAGGUGGGGCCUGUUAUGGAAUAUGGGUUGUAGGAGGAGCUUGGUGCCCAUGAGAGGCAUGUCUUUGAUUCCUACCAGGUUUUUAAACCAAUCACAGGACAAGAUCUGCUGAUGUACCCCACAUGGCGGGUGUUGAACAGACCCCUGAUACACCUCCACCUCAUGUCUCCAUGGUAGCAGACCCCUGAUACACCUCCACCUCACGUCUCCAUGGUAACAGACACUGAUACACCUCACGUCUCCAUGGUAACAGACCCUGAUAUGGACUUACACCAUUUUAAUGUAGUUAAAUAAAUUAAGUUGGAGUCCAACCAGGUCAUCAGGAGGAAUCAGCCAAUCGUGAAGAAGAAAAUGUACUACUUCAAAAUGGCCCUGCUCACCUAUCAUGGCACAGAUACAAAGAUGAGUCAUCUAUCUAUCUCUAUGGGGUUCUCCAACCCUGUUCUUGGAGUCCUACUGUCUUGGGUUGGAGUUAAAACCUACAGGAGGGUAUCUCUCCAGGAACAGGGUUGGAGUUAAAACAUACAGGAGGGUAUCUCUCCAGGAACAGGGUUGGAGUUAAAACCUACAGGAUGGUCUCUCUCCAGUACCAGGGUUGGAGUUAAAACCUACAGGAGGGUCUCUCUCCAGGAACAGGGUUGGAGUUAAAACCUACAGGAUGGUCUCUCUCCAGUACCAGGGUUGGAGUUAAAACCUACAGGAGGGUAGCUCUCCAGGAACAGGGUUGGAGUUAAAACCUACAGGAGGGUAUCUCUCCAGGAACAGGGUUGGAGUUAAAACCUACAGGAUGGUCUCUCUCCAGUACCAGGGUUGGAGUUAAAACCUACAGGAGGGUCUCUCUCCAGGAACAGGGUUGGAGUUAAAACCUACAGGAGUGUACCUCUCCAGGAACAGGGUUGGAGUUAAAACCUGCAGGAGGGUCUCUCUCCAGGACCAGGGUGGGAGAGGGUAUCUCCAGGACCAGGGUUGGAGACCCCAGUUCUAGAUCCUCCCAUUAAAAUAUUGUAUUUUUAUGAACCUAUUUAAAAACAACGAGAAGAAUCGAGGAGGUGGUGACCUAGGGGUUCUCAUUCAUUCCUACUUCCUGUACGUCAAAGCUUGAUGAUGAGUUGGUCAUUUGAACCGGCUGUGUUGCGCUAGAACCCAAACCGUACACCCGGGAGGGGAGGAAGUAAGAACGAAUGAGAGCCCCUAGGUCUAGAAGGGAUACAGCUUUUAUCAAAAUGUAGUUUUCGAAGCAGGUUGGAAGAAUUAGGUUAAAUUACUUUGGACUUCAAUUUCACAAGCUGUAUCCCAUCUAGACAUGACUGUAGAUUUGGGUUGUGCUUGAUGAGUAGAUGCCAUUUUGUAUGGAUUUUGUUGUCUCGCCCCUGCUUCAAUAUCUCUGUAUAACGGUAUGUUUUUAAAUCAUGUUAAACUGCUAGAGGAGAUCAGUGGAAAUAAAAAUGUGAAAAUAUAAUUUCUA
Messenger RNA from Oncorhynchus nerka (sockeye salmon), 9780 nucleotides. RefSeq names its product ZZ-type zinc finger-containing protein 3-like. The transcript has 12 exons. The record is from RefSeq and is a predicted model, not a curated record. Gene Ontology annotation, molecular function: zinc ion binding. NCBI's taxonomy places the organism in Eukaryota, Metazoa, Chordata, Actinopteri, Salmoniformes, Salmonidae. Bases 3701 to 7459 code for a protein of 1252 amino acids.